GUUCGGUGAAGGAUUUUAGCGCCGGAGGAUGUGCCUGGCAGCAGCGGCCGCCCCCGUCGCCGAGCUCUGACCAUCCGCUCGCCUUUCCCACUCCCCUCCCGACAAAGAGCCGCCCGUUACCCGGCCGUCCUCAACCCGCACCUCACCCACCACCUCCUCCCUCCCUCCCGCGCUCGCUCGCUCGCUCACACACGCGGACAGGAUCAGGCAGAGGUAACAAACCGCCUCACGCCGGCCGUCCAGAGCCGGAGACCCAUUUGAAAAUAACCGACAAAAGAGCCGCUCAGCGUCUCGCUCCUCGCGGACACCGAAGCCUCCCCCACACCCUCCGCCCCACACACACACGCACACACACACACACAACUUAUCCUCCUCAAUGUACAUUUCAAGCGCCUGGGCCAGCAUGAAACUGGAGAUCUCCGCGGCCGUGGGAUUUAUCGCUAAACUGCUCCGGACGACGGGCACCAUGAACGAGCGGCAGCUGCAGACUUUCAGUCAGUCGCUGCAGGAGCUGCUGGCGGAGCAUUACAAACACCACUGGUUCCCCGACAGGCCCUGCAAAGGGUCCGGGUACAGAUGCAUCCGAAUCAACCACAAAAUGGACCCCAUCAUCUGGAAGGCAGCGAACCGCAUCGGACUGAGCAACGAACAGGUUUACCACCUCCUCCCGAGUGAACUCACUCUCUGGGUUGAUCCUUACGAGGUGUCCUACCGGAUCGGGGAAGACGGCUCCAUCUGCGUCCUGUACGAAGCUCACCCCAUCGUCAGCAACCACCACCUCAGCGCCAGCUCUCCCAUGCAAAUGGUGGACAGCAGCAGGAUAAGCUGUAAAGAUGAAUUCCGCCUCGGUCGGACGAGUCCGUCCAAAACCUACAACAUGAUGACCGUGUCUGGCUAGGACCAAAGGCUCACUGCAAUGGAUAUCGGUUUGGUUUGGGGGGAGGGCUUCUAUUACUGGAUGGUCUUCUUAGUGUUAAAGAGAAAGUAUUGAUUUCGCUCUCACAGGCUCUUAAAAGUAAUUAUCACCUGUGCACUCUCUCUGAUCUAAAAUUCUAUAUUUUAUAAAAAACAAAAUAUUGAUGCAUUUCUGUAUGGGGAAGUGACGGCUAUAAGACUGUUUGCUGUCUUUGUAUUUCAAAACAGUAUUUUAACAUUUCACAAUUAAAAAAAAUUCGGUUAGGUUGAUUUAACAAUGUCUGUUUUUGCAUGAAUUUGGGUUAAUCUACCUGUGAGAGAUGGAAAAGACACGUCUCUUUAACAUCUGACCAGCCUACUUUGAUGAAAUAGCUAUAUCUGUACAUUGCUAGCCUAGGGUUUUUCAAAAGUGCCGUCUUUAUUUUUAGCACUGUUUAGUGAAGUGGAUACGGACUGUAGUUUCUUCUAUACCGUGAUCGGGUAACUUCACAAAUGUUUAUUUGUGAAUUCUGUUGACCAUCUUUCUAUAUUUGGUAAAUUAUGAACUGCUGUAAAUUUGUACAGUUCAUGUAUAUUGAUCGUGGCAAAGUUGUACAGAUUUCUAUUUUGGAAGAGAAUUUUUCUUCUCUAUAUAAUAAAAGCGUUUCCUAUCUUGCCAUUUUAACAAAA
Molecule: messenger RNA, 1584 nt
Organism: Callorhinchus milii (elephant shark)
Lineage: Eukaryota; Metazoa; Chordata; Chondrichthyes; Chimaeriformes; Callorhinchidae
Product: protein BTG1
Exons: 2
Coding region: 377-898 (173 amino acids)
Biological process (GO): negative regulation of mitotic cell cycle; negative regulation of cell population proliferation
Cellular component (GO): nucleus; cytoplasm
Source: RefSeq, a predicted model, not a curated record